AGGAGUGCGGUGCGGUGCGGGUCAGUGCGGUGCGGGCGCGCGGAGCAGCAGCCAUGCGGGAGAUCGUGCACAUCCAGGCUGGCCAGUGCGGCAACCAGAUCGGCGCCAAGUUCUGGGAGGUGAUCAGUGAUGAGCAUGGCAUCGACCCCACCGGCAGCUACCAUGGGGACAGUGACCUGCAGCUGGAAAGGAUCAACGUGUACUACAAUGAGGCCGCUGGUAACAAGUUCGUGCCCCGCGCAAUUCUUGUUGACUUGGAGCCUGGCACAAUGGACUCGGUCAGAUCUGGACCUUUUGGGCAGAUCUUCAGACCUGACAACUUUGUCUUUGGUCAGAGUGGUGCCGGAAACAACUGGGCAAAGGGCCACUACACAGAAGGAGCCGAGCUGGUGGACUCUGUCCUGGAUGUGGUGAGGAAGGAGUCGGAAAGCUGCGAUUGCCUGCAGGGCUUCCAGUUGACUCACUCGCUGGGUGGUGGCACGGGCUCGGGGAUGGGCACACUCCUCAUCAGCAAGAUCAGGGAGGAGUACCCGGACCGCAUCAUGAACACCUUCAGUGUCAUGCCCUCACCCAAGGUGUCUGACACAGUGGUGGAGCCCUACAACGCCACGCUGUCUGUCCACCAGUUGGUGGAGAACACGGAUGAAACCUACUGCAUUGACAAUGAGGCCCUGUAUGACAUUUGCUUCCGCACGCUGAAGCUCACGACCCCCACCUACGGGGACCUCAACCACUUGGUGUCGGCCACCAUGAGCGGCGUGACAACCUGUCUGCGGUUCCCCGGCCAGCUGAACGCUGACCUGCGCAAGCUGGCCGUCAACAUGGUACCUUUCCCCCGCCUGCACUUCUUCAUGCCAGGGUUUGCCCCGCUGACGAGCCGUGGCAGCCAGCAGUACCGUGCCCUGACGGUGCCGGAGCUGACGCAGCAGAUGUUCGAUUCUAAGAACAUGAUGGCGGCCUGCGACCCGCGCCACGGCCGCUACCUGACGGUGGCCGCCAUCUUCCGGGGCCGCAUGUCCAUGAAGGAGGUGGACGAGCAGAUGCUCAACGUCCAGAACAAGAACAGCAGCUACUUUGUUGAGUGGAUCCCCAACAAUGUCAAGACGGCCGUCUGCGACAUCCCCCCGCGAGGCCUCAAGAUGUCUGCCACCUUCAUCGGGAACAGCACAGCCAUUCAGGAGCUGUUCAAGAGGAUCUCGGAGCAGUUCACGGCCAUGUUCCGGCGUAAGGCCUUCUUGCAUUGGUACACGGGCGAGGGCAUGGAUGAGAUGGAGUUCACGGAGGCCGAGAGCAACAUGAACGACCUGGUCUCCGAGUACCAGCAAUACCAAGAUGCCACUGCUGAUGAGCAAGGUGAAUUUGAAGAGGAAGGCGAGGAGGAUGAAGCCUAAGGUUACUGUUUGUAAGAGGGACUCCAGUAAAGCAGGCAUGUGUACCGAAUGACUUCUGUUAGUGGUGACUGAAGCAUGUUCUCUGUUGCAGUGUACUUAAUUAUCCUGUCAACCAUGUGUAACCUUAACAAGGACCUCAGUGUAACAGUUUUUGAAGUCAAGUUUAUUAUGAUGGCUCUUGUGUUUAAUUCAAUUUCAAGAUCACAUAUAAAUGCAUGUGUUCUAUA
This is a messenger RNA of Gavialis gangeticus (Gharial), 1618 nucleotides long. RefSeq names its product tubulin beta-2 chain. Gene Ontology annotation, cellular component: cytoplasm; microtubule. Bases 54 to 1391 code for a protein of 445 amino acids. NCBI's taxonomy places the organism in Eukaryota, Metazoa, Chordata, Crocodylia, Gavialidae. The transcript has 5 exons. Gene Ontology annotation, molecular function: GTPase activity; GTP binding; structural constituent of cytoskeleton. Gene Ontology annotation, biological process: microtubule cytoskeleton organization; mitotic cell cycle. The record is from RefSeq and is a predicted model, not a curated record.